Molecule: messenger RNA, 624 nt
Organism: Uncinocarpus reesii 1704
Lineage: Eukaryota; Fungi; Ascomycota; Eurotiomycetes; Onygenales; Onygenaceae
Exons: 1
Coding region: 1-624 (207 amino acids)
Source: RefSeq, a predicted model, not a curated record
AUGUGUUAUCCUAAGGACGAGGAUCUGUUGAAAAAGCAUUGUGCCUUCCAUCAGGAACGGGAAAAGCGAGCUUUCUGGCUGGUCUCGGCAAUGUUAGCUGCUUUUACGCUUGCUGUGGCUGGACUGAUCGUCUUUCACGACUGUGUCCAGAAACGAGAAAAAACGCCAAAGCGAGAAGGAAAAGGCCCAUUGGACGCUUCGAAACGACCCUGGGCUUCACGGAUUAAAUGCUGCUUCAAACGCAGGCGGGAAGCGAAAGUCAUCGACCUGGAGGAAUUCUCAUCAAAUCCAGACAAGGCAUCUGCGCUUGCUCAGGAUGAAUGGAGUAGCAUAAAAGGUGAACUUGACGGGGAUGGUGCUCAGACAGCUGGCACUAGGUCCAUGUUGGAUUGGGAGCCUGUGACCUUCAAAGAUGGAACUGAGGUCGUCCCCGUUAUGCCACGAGCCCAGAUGCCUCGCACCGAAAAGCGGCAUAUAGCCAGAGUAACCUUCGCAGCAUCUUCCACGCCGCCAGGAAACGUCCUUGCUCCCGAGCUUGAUGUCAACAUGGUAUGCUCAAGCCCCACGGAGAGAGUACACCCAGGAACGCGGAAGGGCUUUUAUUGGAGUCGAGAACGGCGCUGA